UGAGUUACUAUGACUACACACAUACAAAUCGGAGUACUAAAUACUUUUAGUAUUUUACUCGCUUGUUUAAUAUUGACUAUCGGCACAUUGACCGUAAUGUGAUCGUAUUGUAGUAAAAAAAAAAAAAUUAUGCAGUUAAAAUUUGAUUCCUAAAAUUACAAUAUUAUUCUUCCUCGUGUGUUGUUUUAUUCUACUUUUUAUUUUCUGCUAAUACCAAAAGUGUAUCGCAAUGGAGGAUGGCGGGUGGAAAGGAGAGAACAUCAUAAAACACCACAUUGUAAAUGAACACUUCAAAAAAGUAUGGGAUGUGCCCCAAGCACUCAAAAAAGUGGUAGCGGAAUGAGUUUAAAAGAAAGUAGCGUGGAAACAUACAAGAAACUGGAACGUGACAUCAUCCGUGAAGAGCAAGCGGCACCAGCUCCGUCUUUAGGUCACGAGAUGGCUAAGUUGGAUCGAUUUGUUGCUGACAUAGAAAAUUUAAUGGGUCAAUUGAGUCAAGAACGUAUUGCAGAUAUUGAAGUUAUAUCUAGCGACAGGUUUUCCCAAAAAUACUUUAAUCCCAGGAUAAUGGAUGAAAGUAAUAAUGCUAUUCGUAAUGUAAUAACAGAGUUGAGAGUGAACAUGAAUCAUACCCUUGCUAUUGAACACGAAGAAUUUAUAGCUAAUCUGAACAGAAAAUCGUUAAAGCUCCACAAUUUAAAUUGGUUAAGCCAUAUGAGAGCAAGAAGUGAAGAAGAAAUUUCAAAACUCAGUGAAAAAGUACAACAUUUACAAAAACUAUAUGAAAGUCAAGAAUUAGUAAUUAGAGAGUUAUCAAAAAACAAACUCUCUAAUACUGAUCAGUUAGAGAGAGAGUUGGACAGAGUUCGUAGCUACCGCGAUACAUUGGUUAGUGGUGAACUAUCGUGGAAAGACGCCACAAUAUUUUCCCAAGAUGCAACUGAUUAUAGUCUUACAGCUUACGAAAGCUGGCAAUCGCUGAAAGAUGAAGUAGACGAAUCUUCAAGAUUUCGCCAAGCAUUGCGAACAAGAGAUUCAAUGCAUCAAGCGGCACUGUGCGUUCGAAUGGCGCAGACUAUGUUACCUGGCGUUCAGUUUCCAUAUUGCACAUCUAGAGAAAUAUUUGCUAUUUUACAGGUCAUUGAAUACUUAUUUACCGAUUUACAAGUACCUGAGAGGUACGGUCACGCAUUAGAAGUUUACAAAAGUUUCAAUAAAAGAGCAUCGGCGUUGACUAAUUGGCUCAAACAAACAACUGAUGAUACCAUUCACAAAGACGUAGAAGAAGUGGAUGAACGAAUUUCUGUGUUAACUGAUAAACUAAGUCAAGAAAGGACGUACUUAAGGACAGGGUUCCACGAGACCCACUCAAAACGGUUUGACACACCACCACAGCAACCUAUAACUAAAAAAUGGCUGAAUGAUUCAUUGGAUGUUAAAAGAGAAUAUAACAAUUUGUGCUCUAAAUUACAACUAUAAAUAUAAUUCAGUCAAUAUUUAAUAACUAUAUAAUUAUAAUGUAAAAAUCUAAAAACCUUUAAUGUUUAUGUUUUUUAGUCUUCAAUAAUAUAAAUCUUUA
Daktulosphaira vitifoliae (grape phylloxera) is the source of this 1579-nucleotide messenger RNA. RefSeq lists its product as uncharacterized. The transcript is spliced from 9 exons. NCBI's taxonomy places the organism in Eukaryota, Metazoa, Arthropoda, Insecta, Hemiptera, Phylloxeridae. The record is from RefSeq and is a predicted model, not a curated record. The coding region runs from base 301 to 1479 and encodes 392 amino acids.